This is a messenger RNA of Limanda limanda (common dab), 576 nucleotides long. RefSeq names its product cerebellin 1 precursor (gene cbln1). Gene Ontology annotation, cellular component: glutamatergic synapse; synaptic cleft. The transcript has 3 exons. NCBI's taxonomy places the organism in Eukaryota, Metazoa, Chordata, Actinopteri, Pleuronectiformes, Pleuronectidae. The record is from RefSeq and is a predicted model, not a curated record. Gene Ontology annotation, molecular function: protein binding. The coding region runs from base 1 to 576 and encodes 191 amino acids.
AUGUUGGCGCUCUGCCUGCUCGGCGCCGUGUGGCUGGCGGCGGCUCCGGCCGGCGCGCAGAACGAGACGGAACCGAUCAUCCUGGAGGGGAAGUGCCUGGUGGUCUGCGACUCGAACCCGGCCGCGGACCCCACCGGCACCGCGCUGGGCAUCUCCGUGCGCUCCGGCUCCGCCAAGGUGGCGUUCUCCGCCGUGCGCAACACCAACCACGAGCCCUCCGAGAUGAGCAACCGCACCAUGGUCAUCUACUUCGACCGGGUUCUUGUAAACGUUGGCAAGAAUUUUGACGAGGAGAGAAGUAAUUUCAUCUCACCACGCAAAGGGAUUUACAGUUUUAACUUCCAUGUGGUGAAAGUCUACAACCGCCAAACUAUACAGGUGAGCCUGAUGCACAACGGCUGGCCGGUGAUCUCGGCGUUCGCGGGCGACCAGGACGUGACGCGCGAGGCGGCCAGCAACGGCGUGCUGAUCCAGAUGGAGAAGGGCGACCGGGCCUACCUCAAACUGGAGAGAGGGAACCUCAUGGGAGGAUGGAAGUACUCCACCUUCUCCGGCUUCCUGGUGUUUCCCAUGUAG